UCGAAAUGUUCCUCUUGAGCGUAUUUGCGUUCACAGCCAACUUCACGGCGCUCAGACUUGCGCUAACAGUGCGCUGUGUUUAUCAACACAAUAUCGAAUUGGCGCUAAAACCCGACUGCGAAACAGCUGCUUCAGUUAUUGUUUGGCAAUGAAUUAUUUUCCAAAUUAUUAUUCAAUUGAGGACAUAUUUGUGACCCAAGAGAAGGUGGAGUGCAAGGUCAAUACACGUCUGCAGCGCAUGGGUUUUCUGGAUGCCGGUUCAGAGACGGAACAUUUGGAGCCGGGCCGUAAUAUCAAUUUGCCGCUGUGGUAUAUCAAGGAGCUAAAAGUAAAUAAUGCCUACUUUACCAUAGCUGUGCCUGAGAUCUAUAAGAACGUCCACAAGGCCGUUUGUGAGGCGGAGACGACACACAUCGAGCUGGGGCGGCUGCAUCCAUACUUCUAUGAGUUUGGUCGCUAUCUAACGCCAUACGAUCGCAAUCAUGUGAUCGGACGCAUCAUAUUCGAGACGUUGCGGCAGCGUGUGCGCCAUCUACUAGACAUAUCCAAGAACGAUGUGGGCGCCAGCAAGCCGGAGCAUCGUCUGGACAGCAUUGAGAGUCGACUUCAUGAGGCUGGAGUGCGAACGAACACUUUGUACUUGAACUGGUUGCAAAUGAGCGGUAACAAUAUCCGCAUCUCGGAGCUGGUCGAAGAGCAUCAGAAGAAACGCAAACGCGCCGAGCGCAGUGAUGAUGAAGGAGGGGAUGAUGCUGGAGGUGAUUCACCGAGUCGAAAGAAACGCAGCACAAUGUGAACGAAGAAGGACAUAAAACAAAUAUAUAUAGUUUUUAUUUGAUGGCUCACACAUUUAUCAAUAUCUCAAUACUUAUGUAUUUAUGUAUAUAUAUAGUAUGUAUGUUUAAAAUCAAUUUGUCAUAAAAAGCAAAUACACCAUGUUCGUUGUGCCGUAGAUUUCCAAUAA
Drosophila nasuta is the source of this 964-nucleotide messenger RNA. RefSeq names its product DNA replication complex GINS protein Psf3 (gene Psf3). The record is from RefSeq and is a predicted model, not a curated record. Gene Ontology annotation, cellular component: GINS complex. Lineage: Eukaryota; Metazoa; Arthropoda; Insecta; Diptera; Drosophilidae. Bases 149 to 796 code for a protein of 215 amino acids. The transcript is spliced from 3 exons. Gene Ontology annotation, biological process: mitotic DNA replication initiation.